AUGGGAAAGAAGAAACGUUCUAGUGAUAGUUCUUUGAACAGCGAAGUUAUAAGUUCUUCCUCUAAAGACGUGUCUUCUAGCCGUUCUGAAUUAGAUAACAUUCCUGAAAAUAUCCACAUUUUUAAAAAUCCUAAGUUUGUUCUUGCCAAAGCUGCCGGAAAGAAAAAUCGUGUCUGGAAAUCCUUGCGCCAGAUAGCUUCUGCAGAAAAAGCUCUUUCUCGAGCUGUUACUUAUUCAAGCAUUGAUUCACCCGUUUCUCUAAAACCACCUAAAAAGUACUCUGAUAUUAGUGGAUUCGAAGCUAAAUACACUGAUCCACAAACUAAAAUGCGAUUUUCUAAUGCUGCAGAAUUUCAAAUUAUUCGGUCACUUCAGCCAGAAACUGUAAAUAACUACCUAUCUCUUCGUAAAGCAAACUUAAUGUGA
Parasteatoda tepidariorum (common house spider) is the source of this 426-nucleotide messenger RNA. Its product is annotated as INO80 complex subunit C. Gene Ontology annotation, biological process: chromatin remodeling. The record is from RefSeq and is a predicted model, not a curated record. Gene Ontology annotation, cellular component: Ino80 complex. Lineage: Eukaryota; Metazoa; Arthropoda; Arachnida; Araneae; Theridiidae.